AACCAGGUACAAGCUAAUACUCAACAAUACUGAUGCCUUGUUUUUUUUGCUCUGUCCGGACCGCAACGCUGUAGCCAAUUUAGAUAUGCUAUAAAUUUAAGAGGUUGCCAUGGCCACCGCGCGCCCAUUGGCCACCGGGCCCCCUACGUGCUGCGCCACGUCACCAAAUCUGAAUAAGGAUGCGCGAAUUAGGCGGCGGCCAGACAAAGAUGAGGAUCGGGACUGCUUGAAAGUGGGGGAAAGUGCCGGCGCCUCCGCCACCGGGGAAAGCCGCUCGGCAGCGCGGAGGCCAGCAGCCACCCGAGAUACACUGGGGCGCGCGGCCCGGGGCAUGAAGCCGUGAACGCCACCUCUCUCCACCCUACUCCGGGCAGCACAGCGCCAGGCCAGCGACCAUCCAAGGACUUGACCGGCUGAGUCUUGGUUCGGACCGGACUCGCCCGGCGGCAGCCGAGAGAAGAGGCGGAGAGCAGCGGCGGGCCGGGGGGGCCCGAGGGCCGGGGGCCCAAAGGGAGGGCAAGGCGGCCCGAGCCGCCGGGGUGCGGGGCUAUGAUGGUGCACUGUGCCGGUUGCGAGCGGCCCAUCCUCGACCGCUUUCUGCUGAACGUACUGGAUCGAGCGUGGCACAUCAAAUGCGUUCAGUGCUGCGAGUGUAAGACCAACCUCUCGGAGAAGUGCUUCUCGCGCGAGGGCAAGCUCUACUGCAAAAAUGACUUCUUCAGGCGCUUUGGCACUAAGUGUGCAGGCUGCGCGCAGGGCAUCUCACCCAGCGACCUGGUGCGCAAGGCCCGAAGCAAAGUCUUCCACCUCAACUGCUUCACCUGCAUGGUCUGCAACAAGCAGCUGUCCACGGGCGAGGAGCUCUAUGUCAUCGACGAGAACAAGUUUGUGUGCAAGGACGACUACCUGAGCUCAUCCAGCCUCAAGGAGGGCAGCCUCAACUCAGUGUCAUCCUGUACGGACCGCAGUUUGUCCCCGGACCUCCAGGACCCACUCCAGGACGACCCCAAGGAGACGGACAACUCGACGUCGUCGGACAAGGAGACGGCCAACAACGAGAACGAGGAGCAGAAUUCGGGCACGAAGCGGCGCGGCCCGCGCACCACCAUCAAAGCCAAGCAGCUGGAGACGCUCAAGGCUGCCUUCGCCGCCACGCCCAAGCCCACGCGCCACAUCCGCGAGCAGCUGGCUCAGGAGACUGGCCUCAACAUGCGCGUCAUCCAGGUGUGGUUCCAGAACCGAAGGUCCAAAGAACGCCGGAUGAAACAGCUGAGCGCACUGGGCGCCCGGAGACACGCCUUCUUCCGGAGUCCGAGGCGCAUGCGUCCGCUGGGCGGCCGCUUGGACGAGUCUGAGAUGUUGGGGUCUACUCCGUACACCUACUACGGAGACUACCAGGGCGACUACUACGCUCCGGGAGGCAACUACGACUUCUUCGCGCACGGUCCGCCGUCGCAGGCGCAGUCCCCGGCCGACUCGAGCUUCCUGGCCGCCUCGGGGCCCGGCUCGACGCCGCUGGGCGCGCUGGAGCCGCCGCUCGCCGGCCCGCACGCCGCCGAUAACCCCAGGUUCACCGACAUGAUCUCGCACCCGGACACGCCGAGCCCCGAGCCUGGCCUGCCGGGCGCGCUGCAUCCCAUGCCCGGCGAGGUGUUCAGCAGCGGCCCCAGCCCACCCUUCCCCAUGAGCGGCACUGGCGGCUACAGCGGACCCCUGUCGCACCCCAACCCCGAGCUCAACGAGGCCGCCGUGUGGUAAGGCCGCCCGGCCGGGCCGCCCCCCCGAGCCCCGCUCUGGGGGCCCUCGCCCGGCCGGCCCCCCACCCCGGACGCAGCCUCCCCAAACCAAAACGCCCGACGCGGAUGAGGCGCAGGGCGCCCUCGGGGGCUCACUCUUGGGUCCGCACUCAACCCGCAGCUGCACCUCGGCUGGUCGCGGAGGGGGACCGCCCCCCCAUCUCCAUCCACCCCACGAGCUCUCCGGGACCCCGGCUGCCAGCGCUCAGUUUCUUGAGCGAGCAAUUUCUUGGGACCAAAGUGAAUACUCCGGAGGGUCAAGAGAUUUCCAGCACGCUCUAGCCUUCCUCCGACCCCCCAACCCACCCACCACCUCUGUGGACCAAGACAGGGUUGAGGCUAAGGGACGGAGGCGGUUUAUUCUCCCCCGGCUCUGCAAUCCGAGUGGCAUUUUGUAAUCUUAUUUCUCACUCUGCUUUCCUGUCUU
Molecule: messenger RNA, 2223 nt
Organism: Phacochoerus africanus (Common warthog)
Lineage: Eukaryota; Metazoa; Chordata; Mammalia; Artiodactyla; Suidae
Gene: LHX5
Product: LIM homeobox 5
Exons: 5
Coding region: 550-1758 (402 amino acids)
Biological process (GO): regulation of transcription by RNA polymerase II; neuron differentiation
Cellular component (GO): nucleus
Molecular function (GO): DNA-binding transcription factor activity, RNA polymerase II-specific; RNA polymerase II transcription regulatory region sequence-specific DNA binding
Source: RefSeq, a predicted model, not a curated record